This is a messenger RNA of Staurois parvus, 240 nucleotides long. The record is from the annotation of a GenBank genome assembly. NCBI's taxonomy places the organism in Eukaryota, Metazoa, Chordata, Amphibia, Anura, Ranidae.
AUGGAGGGGAUGAAUGGAAAGUCCAUGGAUGGCCGUCAAAUUCGAGUUGGAAGAGGAUUCUUCCGUGGAGGCCGAGACCGUGGUGGUGGUGAUCGUGGUUUUGGAAGCAGCUGGUUUGAUAACAGGAGUGGUGGCUAUGGUGGUGGAUCCCAAGAAUAUUAUGGCAGUGGCAGGAGUCCAGGAAGUUAUGGGGAUCGCUCCUACAGAGAUGGUUAUGACAGCUAUGCCUCACAUGAGUAA